GACGCAUCUCUAACCGGCGCUUUUCAAACGGCUUUGCCAGGAUAGGAGCCUCAGUGUCACUAGAGACCGUCGAUGUUGCGAGUGUCCUGCGCGUCUUCAUGAAGCACGUGCCAACAUUACGACCCCAUUUUUAAAUAAACGGCUCCGGGCUUCCGGAGAACCGUUUCCGGGACUCUUCCGGCCGAUUGAAGCUGCAUGUUCCUCACCAUUUUCACACACCGUGAUGAUCAAGUGAUCGAGUGCUUAGCGGUGCCGGUGGUUUACUUUCCCAAAGAUGAAUUCGAAAGUCAACCACAGCCGAGUGGUGGAACAACCAAGUUGGUCGAGUCCCUCUGCCAGUCCGUCGCCGCCGCCGCCGCCCGUGCCGCCGCCGGUGGCGGCGAGGUGGGCCAGGACUGAGCAGAACAGCGCCGAUUCCUGCCCGCACUGCCGCGGCCGGCUCGCCUCCUUGCCCACCAGAACUACCUCGCUCAGCAGCUACUCAGGAUGCAAAGACCGCAGCACGCCUCUCCCUCGGCCGCCGGAAGACGAAGAUUCGUUUCCUGUUAUUUGCGACCGAGAAUUGCAUUCAUUGCAUCGAAACGUGCCCGCACUUCGACGGAGGGACGUCGAUACGGCCACUAUUAAGCAGCACUACUACCCUGAAGGAGGAUGGGGUUGGUUGGUGUGCGGAGCUGCCUUCUUAGCCCACCUUCUCACCUCCGGCUUCCAAUUGGCGUUCGGACUGCUGUAUUUGUAUACCAUGAAGUUCCUCAUUAGGAAAAAUCAAGACAAAGAUUUCUACGUGAUGGCAACUGCUUGGUUGGGAGCUUUGUGCCUGUGUAUCUCUUUUCUGACCGCUCCAUUAAUUGUGGCCGUUUGCCGAAGAAAGUCCACGAGAUUGGCGGCCGCGUUCGGGGGCCUUGUGACGGCUCUGGCGUGCCUUUUUACGUCUUUUGCCGUACAGUUCCACCAGGCACUGCUCAGCUACGGGCUGGUGCUGGGCCUGGGCGCCGGAGUCGUCCGGGAGACUUCCGGGCUGAUGCUGGGCCACUAUUUCAAGCGGAGGAGAGAGUUCGUGGAAAUGGUGGCGCAAGCCGGAGCCGGGGUCGGGAUCGCCUUGUUUUCGGUGCUUUAUAAAGAAGCAGUGGGGAAACUGGGAUGGAGAUUAGGCUUGCAAGCCAUCACCGGUUUACUCUCCCUCGCAUUUUUUCUCCCUGUUGUCUACCGAUCGGCCAAUUUGUACCACCCGCAGCGACGUGCCAUUACACAUUUAAAAAAUCAACGCAAAAAAAUGAAAGAAAAGAAGACGCACGCCAAAGCUAAGAAACCGCCAAUGUUCGAUUUCACGCCGCUGAAAAGUCGCGGAUUGCGGGUAUUGAUGGUGGCUUGCGCUUUCGCUGCGUUAGGAAUUUACGCCCCCGUUUUCUACCUUGUGUACCAGGGGUAUAAGGAGGGAUUAGAAGACAGUGCUUUAGUUCUCUUACAAACUUUCAUGGGGUUUGCGUCAGCUUUAGGCUGCGUCGGAUUUGGGCUGGUGACUGUGAGGCCCAGCUCGCAGUGCUUAAUUUCCAGGCAAUAUUUGUGUCAAGCGGCCAUGGUAGGGAUCGGAGUGUCUCUUCUGGCGCUAAGUGCCGUUCAGGGAUACCACGGGUACGUUUUGUUUGUCUGGCUGUAUGGCACUUGUCUCGGGGGCUACACCUACUCUCUGAAAAUGUUUGCUUUGGAGCGAGUGCGCGGCCGCCACUUCACCAAAGCUUGGAGCUUUAUCCAAGGUGCUAAGUCCCUUCCUGUGCUUUUAGGAAUCCCCAUAACCGGUUAUAUUAAUCAAACUUAUCCCAAAGCAGGGUAUUAUUUCAGUUUCGUGACGACGAUCGUCGGCGCCAGUUUAAUGUUUCUGGUCGGCACCCGCAAAGACCACAUCAAUAGCAACACCAAUAAUUGCAACCUGAACGGCUGCAAUAUCGCCAACUUGAACGAGUGCGCUUGCAACCUGGCCCUUAAUUACAACAACAUCUGCACGCCCGACCUGCAACCGUACAAUUUCUGUCGACAAAGCGCCAACCACUACGAGCGGCUUUUCAAUUACGGGCACAUGGAUCGAAGCGAUUUCCACCGGCAUUCGCUGCGCCACCAUUACCUGCCGAAAAGUCUCAGCUACGCCGCCAACAUCGACAGAUCGCCCUACCACCAAUAUCCGGUGCAUUAUCACGAUUACGUGCGACUGACCAACCCCAAAAGCAGGAACAUGCUGCGGCCCAGCAAAAGUGUUCCUGAAGGACUCGCGCGAUGGGAUUAUUGCGGCUCGUACAGGAGGCCGAUAAUUAGGAACGUUCAAGUUAUCGAACAAAUCACCACUUCGGUGUAACGUAACGGUUCCGGUGCUAAUUCUAGUCAUUUUAGUCACUCGUUCGUGGAUUUGUGAGGAGUAGAUUAUCCAAUUUAGAUUACUUUGUACCUAAAAAGCGAAACUUCGGUGGCUGGAAACGAGUGUUCUUUAAUGUAUUUCAAAUUCUUGCCUUGCGUUUGUGCUAAAAGCGACUCGAUUUAAGACGACCAGACAUAUCUAUAAUCCACUGGCCCCGAGUUUUAAAAUUUAAAGGACACGUUAUUUUAUUAUUUAGUUACCCUCAUUUUAAAAAUUCGGGUCACUUUUAAUACAAGCAAAAGUCAAUCGUCUUGACUAAUAUUUAAACUGUUGACCAGAUUUUAUAGCAAUACACUAUGGUUGUGACCACUUUAUGACGAAUCUAGACGUACUAUAGUAGAAUUUAUCGUGGGAACAAAAUACACUUACUCUAGAACAAACAUUAGCGAAACAUUAAAGUUGAAUAGAAUAAUUAAUUGUCGCUUUAUAUUUUAUAAAAGCCGAUUCUUUAUUGAUUGAAUUUGUAAUCUGUUGAAAUUUUGUUAUAAUUUAUUUGUUAUUAAAUUGAUUGUUGCAUUAUUUAUUUAGAUGCGAAUAAAGAGAUUCUUUGAA
Messenger RNA from Tribolium castaneum (red flour beetle), 2959 nucleotides. RefSeq names its product monocarboxylate transporter 2. Lineage: Eukaryota; Metazoa; Arthropoda; Insecta; Coleoptera; Tenebrionidae. Gene Ontology annotation, molecular function: monocarboxylic acid transmembrane transporter activity. The coding region runs from base 275 to 2347 and encodes 690 amino acids. Gene Ontology annotation, biological process: transmembrane transport. The record is from RefSeq and is a predicted model, not a curated record. The transcript has 9 exons. Gene Ontology annotation, cellular component: membrane.